Oncorhynchus mykiss (rainbow trout) is the source of this 1704-nucleotide messenger RNA. Its product is annotated as transmembrane 4 L6 family member 4-like. The record is from RefSeq and is a predicted model, not a curated record. Gene Ontology annotation, cellular component: membrane. NCBI's taxonomy places the organism in Eukaryota, Metazoa, Chordata, Actinopteri, Salmoniformes, Salmonidae.
GAUUGGUAGUAUUUUUAAAAUAAUACCUUUUUAUUAUACUAGUAGUAUAUUUUACUUCCUUUUCUGUAAAUAAUUGCCCAUCAAACUAGGUAAUCUCUCAUAUUCUAAUCUUGGAAAAUUCCCCUCCCCGCUCCUCUCCUUUUUUCUUUCCCACGCUAGAGUGCACUGCACUUGUCCUCCAGCUGCUGCAGAAGCUACCGGCACCUAGCGAUAUUAUGAGUAGUGGCACACAGGCUACUUUUUUAAGUUGUAUGUCGUCUCUCAUGGUCAGUGACAGGGAAGGGUUCAACUCAACUGUUUUUAAGUAAGCCUACAAUGCAGAUGUUAGCACUUGCCACUCCAAAGGUCGGUGCACGGCCCUGGUCACUGGAGUCAAUGAUGGGGUGGUCUAUAGUUUAGUUUUAUCACCUAACUAGCCCCUCCUCUACCAAGCUAACCUCCACCCUAGAUACCACCACCAGGUUUUAAGCAGCUUCGCAUCUACCUCUAGAGCCAUUCUGUAGCUAGCUGAGAAGAGAGCACAGGAGGAGUUGUCUCUGACAUUUUUUCCUGAAAUCUUCUGAAUUUUUCUCAGUGGGGGAGGUACUGUAGAGAGGUAACUGAAGUCUACCAUAUCUCAUUUUUCGUGGAAACCAACAAGACAUUUUUUCCUCCCUCAACGUUGAAGAAACCGUACAACUAGCAACAUGUGUACAGGAAAGUGCUCUAAGGUCAUUGCGAUCUCGCUCUACGUCCUGGCCGGGGUCUCAAUCAUCUGUAACAUCAUUGCGUUCUUCCCCGACUGGUCGACGAUGUACGCCAAGUUGGACAGAGAAGAAAAUGGAGCCCGGAUCACCGACGAGGUCAAAUACAUGGGAGGUGUCAUCGGCGGAGGAAUCAUGUGCCUUAUUCCAGCAGUCCAUAUCCACCUGACUAGCAGCAAUGGUUGCUGUGCCAACCGCUGUGGGAUGUUCCUGUCCAUUGGGUUUGCUGCUGCUGGGGUUGUUGGAGCACUGUACAGUCUGGCUACAUCUGCCCUGGGCCUGUCCAAUGGACCUGUCUGCCUCUUUACGGAAACACCAACAUCUGUUCCAGGGUGGGGGAGACCUUUCUUGAACAACAACGGGAGUUACCUGGGCGACAGUGACCUGUGGACAAAGUGUAUAGAGCCCGAAGGUGUUGUGGAGUUUAACCUUGGGUUGUUUGCCACACUGUUGGUGGUGGCAAGUCUGGAGCUGGUGCUGUGUGGAAUACAGAUUGUCAACGGACUGUUCGGAUGCAUCUGUGGCACCUGUGGCAGCAGGGAGUAGGAAGCGUGAUGAUCCAUGAUGACCAUCGACUGUGACCAUUUUUCAACCACGACCACUUGACCACUUGAGGAACACAAAGAAGAACUGACCACAACCCAUCUGUGCCCAUUUGUCAAGAGGAAUGAAUGGUUAUUGAAGAAAGGUUGACGUAUUCACUGUCUCUUCUCUAUGGCCUACAAAGGGUAUUUAUAAUAGACUUAUAAUGGCUUAGUGUAUUAGGCUGUUCAAAACACAUCAGUGACUGUAAUAAUCAGUAGUUAUGUUCAUUGAUAUGACAUUCUGUAAAUCUUAUGUUUCUCAUGUUUCAAUAUAAUUCUAUGCAUAUUUUAUGUUAUAUUUUGCAAUAAAUGCUGGGUGAAAAAAACAAAUUAUGUUUAUUAUUUAUCUCCUUUUUGACGUUUAUUUUUUUUGUUGA